GAGCACCUGCAGCUGUUCGCGGGCUUCAAGGGCGUGGCCAAGCAGGAGGUGGACGGCGAAGUCGCCUCCACCUUGGAGCGCGUGGGACUCCAAAAGGCUGGCGCUUCUGCGGUGCACGCGGGAAAGCUGAGUGGCGGCAUGAAGCGGAAGCUGAGCUUAGGCAUUGCCUUCAUUGGCGGCUCCCGACUCGUGGUGCUGGAUGAGCCCACGUCCGGCCUGGAUCCCUUCUCCCGCCGCAGCGUCUGGGAGCUUCUUCGCUCCAUGAAGCACGGUCGAGUCACCGUGCUGUCCACGCACUACAUGGACGAGGCUGACAUCCUGGGAGACAGGAUCGCUAUUCUCCACGAGGGCCGCCUCCGGUGCUGCGGCUCUCCGCA
This is a messenger RNA of Symbiodinium necroappetens, 377 nucleotides long. The record is from the annotation of a GenBank genome assembly. NCBI's taxonomy places the organism in Eukaryota, Dinophyceae, Suessiales, Symbiodiniaceae.